CCAAAAGAAAACGAGUAGGAGUUCAUACMGUACGUACUCAACAGCAGGGACCACAAUCGUAAACAACAUUUUGGAGUGCAAACUUCCUUGCCAUACAACGAUUUUGAUAUCAAAAGUUUCGGCAAUCGUUCUAGCGAGAAACGUAGCAGUACAAGCCAUUCUCGAACACAAUUCAAACAAUGGAUGACGGGGUCGACGGUGUCGAUCAUUCUCGUUUUCAUCCGGAGCUCGCGGACUCUGUCGUUGCGAACGAUCUGAAUAAAAUGACCGCGGAACAAAGAAACAUCGUCUUCGACGAUAUCCACGGUGUUCGGAAACUACGGCCCGAAGAAACAUCUCCACCAAUCAUGCUGGAAUCUCUCGAAAGAAUGAACAUUGCCAUCCAGGGGAUAGAAUCAAAGAGGGCCUUUGACGAAGCCAGCAGACUCAACAGCCAAUACGUUCUCCGUGACAAGCAAUUCAGAGUUAGAUUCCUGAGGGCGGACGAGUACGACGUUUUUCGAGCGGCUCAACGGUUCGUCAACUACCUCGAUGUUUCCUACGAAUAUUUUGGUGUCGCGGCCCUGAUGAGGCCGAUUUACAUCGACGAUCUCGACGGAAAAGAACAGGCUCUGCUGCGAGAGGGCUGCCAGCAAUUGCUUCCGUGUCGGGAUCGCAUGGGGAGACGAAUCAUGAGUAGAAUAGGGAACAUUGGAGGCGGGGGGAGCCAAACCACUCCGGCUGUGAGUCUUUUUGUGUCUUUUGUUGGUUUCGUUUCGUUUUGCGUUUUGUGCUGGUAUKGGUUGUUGAUGGACGAUGAUUUUAUUGGAUCAGUACUGGCGAUCGUAUCGAAUAGUGGUCCGAGAAAUCGAGGAUUUCCUGUUGCAGGAUUGACUCCGAAGCAAAACAGUAUUUUUCCUUGAUGACGCGUUAUGCAUAAUAUCACUAUCUAUCCUUCUCACAUUUGAUCGUGGUACGUGUGGUAUUGCAUUCUACUGCACUGUAGUGCAUGAGAAUUAAUUUAUAUUUCCUGCAAGAAAUGUCCAACGAUGAGACAACCCAGCAAUUUGGUGUUGUCUGGAUUUUGCUGGGUGGCUUCGCCCCGGGAGAAACCACUUUUUUGAAAGAACCGAAUGUUCCGAAGACGAUACGAAAGUUUCUCGGCUGUUUUCCAUUGAAAUUCACCGCGAUUCACCUUUGCUUUCCAAAGAACGCCACGUAUCAGUUCGCUUCCGCUGCGAUUUCCUUGAUUGCACCGACCUUUAUGCGGGUGAGGGUAAGGACCCACUUUGGUACGUAGAUUAUGGCACGGCAGAUGCUCUCAGUGCUCUGCGUUCUUGGCAAUGAUUGUUCUCUGCGAUAAUGUUGCCUGCUGGGCUAUCCAAUUUUCCAAGCCAUUGAGUCGAACUUAUUCAUUAUAAUUGAUAUCAUGAAAUGAAUGUGGACAAAGGACAAUUAUUGGCUGUUUUUUUAUGCAACUCACUCUGUGUUCUGCACAUUGUUGUUUGAAUUUUGCGCGUUUCCAAUCCUGUGUUUGUCAAUCUGUCAGGCUCGCAGACCGAAUGGAAAUAUUCGCUCAUGGCGUAUGGAAUCCCCGCGGACCAAUUGCCGAUGACGGCGAGCGGGGGAAUCAAAACCGCAAACCACG
Messenger RNA from Pseudo-nitzschia multistriata, 1627 nucleotides. Lineage: Eukaryota; Bacillariophyta; Bacillariophyceae; Bacillariales; Bacillariaceae. The record is from the annotation of a GenBank genome assembly.